AUGUUAUUUGAAGAUUUACCAAUAGAUAUAUUACAAACAAUUCAAUUUUUUUUAAACCAAAAAUCAAUCAUAUCCUUAGCUCAAACUUGUCAUGCUUUAAAAGAUUCAUGUUAUGAAACUUUAUAUUCAAAAAUUUAUUUCAUUAUAAGUAUUCAUGAUAGACAAAGAGAAAUUGUGGAAUUACUGGGUCAUUAUGCAUCUGGAUAUAAAUUAAAAUUUGAUUCUUCAUUAAGAUCAAAGAAGUCAGAUCCAGAAUCAGAACUUACAAAUCAAUCUUAUAAUAAAGGUAUAACAGUUAUAAGUGGAUUAUUAAAAUUUAAUAAAUUUUUAGCAUUAACUUUAGAUACAUUAAUUGAAGGUAAUUACAUUAAGAAAAUUUAUCUUGAUUGGGUUUGUUUUGAAAAAAUAUUAGAUCCUUUUAUACUUGAUCAUUUUAGAAUUAAUGAUUAUGGAUAUUCAAUUACAGGAGAUGUUGAAUUAGAAAAAUAUGGUUGGAAUCAUAAAAAGAUUGAUAUACCUUCAAGUGAUUCAUUCCCUUUUCAUAAUUUAUUUAGUUCAAGAAGAUUUAUUCAUCUGGUUUAUAUUUCGAAAAGAUUGAAAAAUCUUGAUUUAAUGGGACAAGAAUUUUCCAAUAUAAAUGAAUAUCUUGAAGAAGCAGCUACUUUAUCAAAUAAUUUUUUUUGUUUACCAAUUAAUGAAUUUAAAGAUUAUAAAGCAGCUUUAAGUUAUAAAAUAAUCUAUUUAAACAUUUUAGAAUUAUUUGAUAAAACAAUUAAACACCAAAAUAAUUUAAAUUUAUUAGAUUUUAGAAUUUAUUUUGCAGGUGAUUUAUUUAUUAAAUCAUUAAAUGGGAAUAAUACAAGUUAUGGUACAAUGCAAAAACUUUAUAUUAAUAAUACACAUAGAUAUCAUUUUUAA
Molecule: messenger RNA, 918 nt
Organism: Hansenula ciferrii
Lineage: Eukaryota; Fungi; Ascomycota; Saccharomycetes; Phaffomycetales; Wickerhamomycetaceae
Exons: 1
Coding region: 1-918 (305 amino acids)
Molecular function (GO): protein binding
Source: RefSeq, a predicted model, not a curated record